AUGGCCCUCCUCCUGGCCUCCGGCAGCCCCUCCUGUGCCCUCCUGCUGCUGCUCCUGGCUUUUGCUCUCAAGGGGGAGACCUGGGCAGAGGCCCCUUCGGCCGGAGGGCCCAAGCUGCCAGGCCCUGGGCAGCAGAGGUUUCUGGACCAAGGCAGGGGAGGCAGGUUCCUCCUGAGUGGGGAGGGAAGCCCCACCACCAGCAGACAGCUGACAAGAGUGCGUGAGCCCCGAGACAAGACCAAGCCAGCCUGGCUCCACAGCCCUUGCCCUCCCGACCCUUGUGGCCAGCCCCCGUAUUGCCAGGCCUGGCUGCUCAAAGUGACUCUCCUGGGGGUGCUGGGACUUCUGGUCAUGGGGGGCAACGGGCUGGCUAUCGCGGUGCUGGCCUCCUCGGUGUCCGGCUGGAGCCACAGCAGCCGCUUCAUGCUGCUCUCGCUGGCUGCGUCGGAUGCCGCUCUGGCAGUCCUGGUGGUGCCCCUCAACCUCUACCGGAGCCUGGAGUUGGGCCCAGCGGCCCCCAAGGAGGCUGCCAGAGAAGAGGCCGUCUACUGCCGGGUGGUGGCCUUCAUCAACUCCAGCCUCUUCGGGGCCUCCCUCUAUUCCCUGGCUGGGGUCUCCCUGGAGCGCUAUGUGGCCGUCUUCUUCCCGCUCCACUACGGCCGCCUCCUGAGCCCCAGGCGGGUGCUCUUGCUCAUCGCGGCCGCCUGGCUCCUGCCCGUCUUCCUCUUGGUGCCGCUGGCCAUCCCGGCCCCUGUGGCCGUCCUCCGGGUCCGCUUCUCUGCGGCCGCCCUGCUGUGUGAGCCGGACUACGGCUCCAACCCCUCCUACUCCCUCUGGAUAGCUGGCACCAUCUUCUGCCCAGCUGCUGCAACCAUCGCCUUCACCAACAUGCGCCUCUGGCUAGUGGCCCGCUCGCAGCGCCAGCGUGGGAAGGACGUGGGCUGGCAAGGAAAGGCAAGGUGGCCCAAGAGGCUUCGGAUGCUCCAGCUGGAUGCUGCUGCCCGAGUGCUGCUCCCGGUCGUCUUCGCCUUCUUCGUCUGCUGGGCCCCCUGCAUGGGCACCAUCGUGUACAACGGGAGCCUUGAAGGCAUCAGCCUGAUAUAA
Thamnophis sirtalis is the source of this 1104-nucleotide messenger RNA. The record is from RefSeq and is a predicted model, not a curated record. Lineage: Eukaryota; Metazoa; Chordata; Lepidosauria; Squamata; Natricidae.